Messenger RNA from Bombyx mori (domestic silkworm), 1291 nucleotides. RefSeq lists its product as uncharacterized. Lineage: Eukaryota; Metazoa; Arthropoda; Insecta; Lepidoptera; Bombycidae. The record is from RefSeq and is a predicted model, not a curated record. The transcript has a single exon. Gene Ontology annotation, biological process: negative regulation of G2/M transition of mitotic cell cycle; negative regulation of cell migration. Bases 82 to 1179 code for a protein of 365 amino acids.
UUGUCAUGACAACAGUUUGUGCUUUCUGUCAACUGUGCAACUUUUUAAUUCCAGUGUUUGCAAACAACGACAUAAUAUGAUAUGAUGAGUGUUUCAUUUACAUCAAAGGCAUCUUACGGCGGCUGCAGAUAUGACAAAACCCAAAAAUGCUGUCGUCUGCCUAGAAAAAUAAUAGCCUCGAAACAAAUAUCUAAGGACGCUUCAACGAAAUCUAAAACAUGUUCUGAAAGUGCCGUGAGUACGAAGUCUGUUAUAAAACCGAAGAAAACUGCGAAAUCAGACUCGAAUUUUGCUAGUAAUAAAUGCCCUACUAUGCCCAUUAGUAUCUGCGAGAAAUGUGGUGAUUCUAUAAACCCUAAUUCAAGCAGCGAAGAAAAUAAUAAACAUAACAUACUUUAUACUCUUAAAAGCAACAGAAAAUACUAUCAAGAUGAAAAGAUAUCGUCCAUCGAGCAAUUCUACAAAAACACUAAUUUCGAACAAUCAGCGACAUCUAUCCGCGAUGAACGAAACCACAACAAAAACUAUUUGGGCACCAUAUCUGAAACACCCGAAUUUUGCAUUACAUCAAAUCGUGAUCUAGAAGAUUCUAUGGUUAAAUUCUACUCCAACGACGAUAAAAUAUUUUUAGACACCGACAAACCGGAGAUUAUAGAAGAAUUGAAAGAAUUCAGGAAUAAUAAUUAUUUUGAGUGCCAUUCCUCCAAAUCGAGGAUAAAAAACAGAGGAAGCGCCACAUCGCUAAAAGACCACGAAUGCGUUUACAGGUUUUACUUAAACGAAAGACUAUAUCCGGAACCGUUGAAUGCGGAUUAUAAGAACACGAUCAGAUGCGUGCAGUGCCAUCUGCCGAUGGAGAGUCGAAGUGAUUCGAAAGAAAAAAUUAAUGGAACAUUGCAAGCUAAAGUGAGUCUUGGCGGGGAAUUGAAUGACGUAAUGCUGCUAUUACCCGCCAAAGAGCCUUUGAUUAUUAAAGAAAGGAGAAGGGAAGAGAAAAAACCUACAGAACCAAUAUAUUUCGGGGUGAUAAAAUUCGGUUUUGGACGAAAUUCGAAUAUGAAAUCGGCAUACGAAAGCAAUUCGCUGGCUUUGAAAUACCAGAAAGGAUAUCAAGAGUUUGCUGCUAAAACCUGUUGUAGAUACAAAAACAUCGAUGAUAAUGAUGUUUUGGUUUUGUGAAAUGCUCGGAAGUUUGUUUAGGAAAGCUGUGCUUAUCAUUUUUUUUUUUUUUUUUUUUUCGUUUACAAUGCAUUGCGAACUUUGCAAAAUGCAUUAAACAAUCUUAUUUAAA